This is a messenger RNA of Aureobasidium pullulans EXF-150, 1751 nucleotides long. Its product is annotated as ethanolamine-phosphate cytidylyltransferase. The coding region runs from base 121 to 1434 and encodes 437 amino acids. Gene Ontology annotation, molecular function: ethanolamine-phosphate cytidylyltransferase activity. Gene Ontology annotation, biological process: phosphatidylethanolamine biosynthetic process. Lineage: Eukaryota; Fungi; Ascomycota; Dothideomycetes; Dothideales; Saccotheciaceae. The transcript has 4 exons. Gene Ontology annotation, cellular component: cytoplasm. The record is from RefSeq and is a predicted model, not a curated record.
GCCCCACCACGUGCUUGUUGAUGUUGACGGGAAGGUGCAGCUCACUCGCUCGACUCUCGACUCUCGACUCUCGAUUCUCUCUUCUUGUGCAACCCGACAAGUGAUAGCAUAUUCGUAACCAUGUCUUCCACCGAGAGCAUUCCAGCUCCUGGUAAGUGGCCCGUCGACCCUCAAGAAGACAUCCCAAUCAGCGACGAUCGCGUCUGGGUGGAUGGCUGCUUCGACUUUGCCCAUCAUGGUCAUGCUGGCGCCAUGCUCCAAGCACGUCGUCUGGGAACCGAGCUUCUUGUUGGUGUUCACUCCGAUGAGGCCAUUCUCGAAAACAAAGGUCCUACAGUCAUGACUCUGGAUGAACGCUGUGCUGCUGUCGACGCAUGUCGCUGGGCCACAAAGUCCAUUCCUCACGCCCCUUAUGUGACUUCCCUACCUUGGAUCUCCCACUACGGCGCCAAAUAUGUCGUUCAUGGAGACGACAUUACUUCAGAUGCCAAUGGCUACGACUGCUACAGAUUCGUCAAGGAGGCCGGCCGUUUCAAGGUCGUCAAGCGCACACCUGGUAUAAGCACGACCGAUCUUGUUGGUCGUAUGUUGCUGUGCACAAAAUCACACUUCAUCAAGGACCUUGAUGCUUUGCUGGAGGGCCAAGAAGGCCCAGGCGGAGAAACGGAGAGAAAGAGCACAGGAGAGGACAUGAAAGAGAGAAUCAGGGAAUACGCGACCGAUGAGUCUGGCAACAACCCCUUGGUCGAAGUCUGGAGUUGGCGCUCUGCACACUCCAACCAACAACACUUCCACCAGAAUGGCUCCUUCCUCAAGAAGGUCAACGGAACUUCACCACUGCCCGGUCAGAAGGUCAUUUACGUUGAUGGUGGCUUUGACCUUUUCUCGACUGGUCACAUCGAGUUUCUCAAACAGGUCGUCGAGACUGAAGAGAAGCAAGCCAAGCAAACCGGAUGGGACAAGGAAUUCAGUCCCAUCUAUGUUGUCACAGGUGUCCACAGUGAUGAAGACAUCAACGAUUACAAGGGUAUCAACUACCCCAUCAUGAACAUUUUCGAGCGUGGUCUAUGUGUCCUGCAAUGCAAGUAUAUCUCGUCUCUCAUCUUCAUGGCACCCACAGUUCCCAGCAAAGCCUUCCUGGAAUCAUUACCCUACUCAGUCCAAGCAGUCUACCACGGCCCCACAGUCUCAGCACCUCCUGGUGAAGACUUCUACACCGACGCAAAGGAAAUGGGUAUUUUCCGCGAAAUCUCCUCACACCCAUACUCGCAAGUCAACUCAGACUCCAUCGUCAACCGCAUUCUUAAGAGCAGAGAGUUGUACGAGGAACGUCAACGCGUCAAGGGCGUCAAGGGUAUUGGAGAAGAGGCCGUGCGCAGAAGAGAGGCGAUGGAAAGGGAGAAAGCAGAGAAAGACAAGGCCGCGCGCGCAUAAAGAGGUGACGUCGGAACCACAGUAAUAAAAGUCUUCUUCCCCAAACCUUGAUCUUUGUGCAACAGGCUCUCGGCGGCCAAGGUUCAUCUUUUCCAAAGGCCUGUUGCAUUUCAACAAGGUGUCGAAUGAAUACUCUUUCCAGCAAGUCGACACAUAGACGAGAAGCGUUGACAGACUUCAACAUAUACUAAUCAUCCUUAUGUCGGAGAACGAGGAACGAGCAAAAAGGCAGACGGGUCAGGGACGCUAUUGCUUUCUUCGGGUACAUGGAUGCCUAGCGGGAGUAUGAGAGAAAAAAAAGGCAGAAGUUCACGGUG